Prorocentrum cordatum is the source of this 909-nucleotide messenger RNA. The record is from the annotation of a GenBank genome assembly. NCBI's taxonomy places the organism in Eukaryota, Dinophyceae, Prorocentrales, Prorocentraceae.
AUGCUAACCGAGCUGUGGAAUGGGCCCCCAGGCGUGGAGAGGCCCCCCAGGGCGUCGGCAAGCAAGGGUCAGAAGCGAGCGACGCGCAGGCUUAGGCUAACCACGUGCCGGCAAGCGGCGUUGGACUGGGCCUGCCUUCAGCAACCGGACUGGUGGAGCUCCCCGUGGACAAAUAUCUACGCGGAGGAGCCGUGGCAGCCUGCCGUGAUGUGCGAGAAGGGGCGAGAGGCGUGCGUGCGAGAAGGGCUAGCAGCGACUGCCACUGUAGAAGAGGCGAAGCUGGAGCCCACCAUCGCUAACCAUUUCCCGUCGCUCCUCGCCGCCACGGCUGGAUCUGAGAAAAAGGAUCGCGAGAAAGCUGGCGAGGCGAAGAUAGAGCCAGACGCGACCAGCUACAGCUCAGAGAUCGGGGCAUGUGAGAUGCGGCGAGAGGCGCGCGUGCGAGAAGAAGGGCGAUCAGCGGCUGCAACUGUAGCGGAGGCAAAGCUGGAGCCCAACAUCACUGGACACUCCCCGUCGAGCCUCGUCGCCACGGCUGGAGCUGCGAAGGCGAAGCUGGAGCCCAAUAUCGCUGGUCAUUCCCCGUUGCAGUGGAGCUGGCCCUGGUCAGCACUGUUGGCGUGCGUGCAGAGGGAGAAGGCACGGGAGGCCGACACUAGCAGCAACAGCAUUGCCGUGGUCUGCAAGAAGGGGCGAAAGAACUACUGCUUCGCCAUGCGCCACACGCUGAGGGAGCAGAGGUUCAAAGCGAAGUUCGAGGACGGCGCAGAGGAGAAAGUCGAGAAGGCAGUCCAGGACGCCCUCGACUGGCUCGCCAAGAACCAACUCGCCGAGCAGGACGGGUUCGAGAGCAAGCGGAAGGAGCUGGAGGGCAUUGUCAACCCCCUCGUGCAGCAGCCGCUGGUCUGA